AUGGAUAGGCGCUUCUGGUCACGGAUCAUCAUCCACGUCGAUGCCCCGUACGUCACCCGCCAUGUCAUCAAUACCUUCCUUGCCGCCACGCGCAUGCGUACCAUAGAGAUCUACGUGUGCUAUCGCGGCGCUCCUCUGAUGGACCCUAACCUCGAAAACAGGCGCAUUCUAGCAGCCAUGGAAUGCAUCAGGCCUCAUCUUUCUCGGUGCUCCAAAUUCACCCUGAAAGGUCUCUACCGCUCGUCUACAGUUCUCGCUAGCCGCCUCUUUGACGGUGUAUCAGCACCUAAAAUGGACAAGCUCACGUCUAUCUCCGCUAUUACGGAUACCGAUGAACCAGCCCAAAUAAUAGCGUUCUACUGCCCUAAGAUGUCUCAACUGGAACUAGACGCGCGGAGCCUCGCUGACUUCGUUCUUGCCAUCGACGGACGCAAGGAUGGGGCAUCAUGCUCCCUGUCCCUAGUCGCUUGUCGAUAUCGCCCUCCUACAAUCAUGGACGCCCUUUCUCCCAAACUUUUCGGUGACGCUCUCAUAGCCGCGCAAGGGUGCCCACGAGAGAACGAGAACGCGGACUGCAAAUGGGACGGGUCCUGGCUAUCUGUCGAUGGAUGUCCAGGAUUCGACGACACCUUUAUGAAUGUGCUUACGCAGAGCCGGAGCGUCUGUCCUAAUCUCACCGAUAUACAAGUCGGACACAGCCCUUGCACUCCGCGCGCUCUGAUUCAGCUAGCUAAGGCGAGGGAAAGGUUGGGGAAGCCGCUGGAGGCUUUGGACGUUCUUGGUGGUAUCCCACUUCCCUCUCUGGCAGAACUGACCGCGAUCGAAAGAAGAUUCGAUGUGAUUUGGUGGUUUGAGGCGUGGUUCGAAUUACGAGGAGAAGAAUGGGUUGAGGCGAACACCUAG
Messenger RNA from Coniophora puteana RWD-64-598 SS2, 903 nucleotides. RefSeq lists its product as uncharacterized. Lineage: Eukaryota; Fungi; Basidiomycota; Agaricomycetes; Boletales; Coniophoraceae. The record is from RefSeq and is a predicted model, not a curated record. The coding region runs from base 1 to 903 and encodes 300 amino acids. The transcript is spliced from 2 exons.